Molecule: messenger RNA, 860 nt
Organism: Porites lobata
Lineage: Eukaryota; Metazoa; Cnidaria; Anthozoa; Scleractinia; Poritidae
Source: the annotation of a GenBank genome assembly
CUUUCUUUUUACAAUGUGAGGGAUGAAGUACGCCAUGGCCUAGCUAGCACAUUUGUGAUUAUUUGUCCAGUCUGUGGAAAAAACAACGAAACAAAAACUUCUGAACAACACAAACCUAGUCAACGUGGUCCUCCUGCUUUUGACGUAAACACACGAGUGGCCCUUGGUUGUCUUCAUGUGGGUAUUGGCCAAACCCAUAUCAACAAUUUGCUCUCUACUUUGAAUGCCCCAACUAUAAUUCUGUCACUCUCAAAUUGAGGGAAAGAGAAGUAGGAAAAGCUGUUGAAGGUGUUGCAAAAAGUAGCUGCCAGAUUUGGCUGUAGAAAAACAAGAAGCCCUGCAAAAUGGUGUUCAGGUUGAUGAUAAUAACCUGGUUCCUAUUUCAUGUUCCUAUAAAAUGGUCUGGCAGAAACGCGGCAAGGGCCAUAACUCUCACACUGGGCAAGGAGCAGUUAUGGGGUUAUCUUCUGGUAGUGCUGGACUAUACAACAAGGACAAAAAGUUGUAGAUUUUGUGACAGUGCCAAAGCCAUGGGAAAACAACCCAAAGCUCAUGACUGCCGAAACAAUCACGAGGCUUCGUCAAAAGCAAUGGAGCCCGCUGCAGCAGUUGAAUUGUUUAACAGAGCUCCAGACCAAAGUGUUAAGUUUUCAGUUUACACAGGUGAUGAUGACUCCACAACAGAGGCACACAUGCGAGAAAAAGUAACCAAUGAGGUUGAAAAAAACAGUGACAUUAUACAUAUGAAAAGAUCCCUCACAACACGUUUAUACAGCCUCAGUCAAAAUGAAAAAUUUGACAAUUGUUCCCCUUUAUCUCAAAAGGUGAUAAAUUAUUUAGUGAAAUGUUUUUCAUACUGC